CAGUGAUACACCUGUGUUGUUACAUGUUGCUACAGUAGACUCCUGUGACUCAUAAAGCCAGUGAUUUGCACUCGUUCACUAAAGUUCUGAAUCUUUCUUUCAUCAGCGCCGGCAGGAAGUGCCCUGCCAUAUGUGCCACAGAGAACAUCUGCAUCCCUCCAGAUGGAGACUCUGCAUCAUGCACCUUCUUCUCAUUCACUUCUAUUCAUCUCCUCAUUUCCCUGAGCAGUCUCAUAUGACGUCCAUAGCCCCUCCCUGCGCAUCGUUCCGUCUCUCAGUUCUCUCCAGCUGAUCCUUUCUCUGCUGCUAAACACACGUCCGGGCUUACGCACACAUAUGGUUCACACACACACACACACACACACACACACACACACACACACACACACACACACGUGGAUCACGUCAAGCUUUUAGCCAAGCCUUCUCAGCUCUUACGCGCAGACACACCCUCACACACGUCGCUCGCCCCCACACCUCCCCUCCUGUCUCGCAGUCAGUGUGCAGCGGCAGCAGCGGAGGGUGGAGGACGCGCCGAACGCUGUCACGGAGGCUUCUGGCGCACAGCCGAGCCGUCAUGAGCCGCUCAGCGGAAGUGGACGCCGCUGCGGAGGAGGAGGAGGCUGAAUAGAAGAGAGAGAGAGAGACUGUGUUCUAAUUAAAUGUCUCACGCUCUCCGUGUGCAUCAUGCUGUAUUUCCAGCUGGUGAUCAUGGCCGGGACCGUCAUGUUGGCCUACUACUUCGAAUACACCGACACCUUCACCGUGCACGUGCAGGGCUUCUUCUGCUACGACACCACGUACACCAAACCGUACCUGGGGCCGGAGGACAGCAGCGCCGUCCCACCCGUGCUGCUGUACGCCGCGGUGGCCGGGCUGCCCACGCUGCUGAUCACAGUGACAGAGACUGUGCUGUUUCUGGUCCAGUACACGUCCAAAGAGUUUGACCGUUUAGAGAAGACGGUGGCCACCGGAGACUGCUGUUACCUCAACCCGCUGGUACGCAGGACAUUCCGCUUCCUCGGAGUCUACACCUUUGGCCUCUUCACUGUUGACAUCUUUGUCAACGCAGGGCAGGUAGUGACAGGAAACCUGGCACCGUACUUCCUGACUGUCUGUAAGCCAAACUACACAGCACUGGGUUGCCAGCAGGCCCUGCGCUACAUCAGCCACCAGGAGGCCUGCACAGGAAACCAGGACGACAUCCUACGUGCCCGCAAGACUUUCCCGUCCAAAGAGGCUGCGCUUAGCGUCUAUGCUGCACUCUACCUAGCUAUGUAUGUGACGUGUACCGUGCAGGCAAAAGGCACUCGUCUGGCUAAGCCAGUGUUGUCUCUCGGGCUAAUGUGUCUGGCCUUCCUCACUGGUUUGAACCGUGUGGCUGAAUACCGCAACCACUGGUCAGAUGUCAUCGCUGGCUUUAUCAUUGGCACUGCCAUUGCCACUUUCCUGGUGGUGUGUGUGGUCCAUAACUUCAAAGGGAAGUUACUACUGAGCGAGGAGUCACUAGUGGAGCAGCGGCCCAAUAUAGCCAUGUUAAACAUAGGCCAAGGGGAGAGUCCGCUGGAGAAGUACAUCACCUCACAGAAUCACAUCGCCUUCGCUGAGGUCACAUGAUGUGGAAUCGGCUGUGUGGCAGACCCACUGGACGUCCACACUCUUCACCGUCCAAUCCAAUUAUUAAGAGUGCAGCGCUAAACCCAUUCUUAGUGUGUGUCUGGUCUGUGGUAUGUUGUUCUUUGUUGUCUUUAUCAGGCCCCUGUUUUCACUCGCAAUUUCUUGUACUCAAAGAAAAAAGGUUUCUUUUGCUUCCAUCUAUGCACUUAUUCUGAAUCGUUGUUGGACUCCCAAAUGAAGCCAAGCAGACUGGGAGACUAGAUGAUCAUGUGAAGGACUGGACUGGAUACAACAUCAGUGCUGCUCAAGUCAAAUACAUUAUUAUUUUAUAUGUGAAAAAGUAUUUUUCCAAUAAGAUGGUUAUAAGGAAAAACAGUAAGUUGACUGACUGUCAAAACUCUCUCUUUCUAUAUUUUAUUACUUCCUUGUGUUGCAUCACAUUUCUAAAGCAAUGCUGUGAGUAUCAGAAUGUAACUACUGAGCCUGUAUUUAUCAAAUUAAUCACAGUGAAAUUUUCAACUUAAAUCAGUGAUAGAAAAUAAACAGACUAAAGAGGAAAGGUAUACUGUACCAAUUCUGAUUGCAUAAACAGAGUUUCUGAGUAUUUGUCGCUGUAAGACAGAAAGCAGCAGUGGUAGACUAGAAUGAUUGACAGAUGCAGCAUAAAACUGCUAACGUAGCCCCCACAAUGUCUAAAAAGCAGGGUAAUGGUGUUUGGGGGAUGUUCUCUCAUGCUCGUUUCCAACAUUUGGGAAGUCCAGUGCUUUGCUGGACCACACAUGAAAAUUCUCAGAACGUUGAUAAAUACAGGCUGAAGUUAAAGGAGCAAAUAAGGAAAACUGAAGUGUUUUUCAUCAUGUCUGACUUCUCCAGCCAUCUCACUAAGGGUUUAGGGUACAACAGUCUAUGUGUUUAUACAGUAUACAGUCAGCUGCAACCAAUGACAACAAUAUACACUCUGACUAUACUUUGACAAAAGUAUUUAGGCUUUCUUAGCUGCACCAGACAAUCACCCCUCCCUCUGUUUUUGUUCUGUGUCUCUUUGCCUUCGACUUCUAGACUGCUGCUUUGACUUUCUCCUAUAAAAGUUUGUGAUAUAGUUUUCAAACCUGCCCUCAACACUUGAAAAGUGCCCAGGAGCUGAUAUACAAAGCAGAAGAGUUCCAAAAAGACUUAGUCCAUAACUGACUAAGAUGAUGAGCAAACUAAAUUUUAAGUUAUUAUUGUUGAAAUGCCCAUACUUUGAAAGUUCAUAAGUUUUUCUUUGUUUCUUGUAAUUGUAACCAAAUUUAGUAUGGUGACUCCAUUUAUUUCAUAGCAAAGUCAGCCACCAAAGCAAAAGCAACAUGUAAUUACAAGAUUGGAUAAGUAGGAGAAAAUGGAUGGUAAUGAUUGAUGAUUAAGUAGUAAAUAUCUGGCAUUUAGGUUUAAUGAAUGGCGCACAUCUGCAUUAACUGCUGACAUCAGAAAAAGACUGUCACAUGAAAUUUUUGAUAAAGACAUACUUGAAAUGAUAAAAUAUCUAAAGAUAUCUGUUUUCCUUAACACUACUUAAAAUAAAUCAGAAAUCACCAUAAAUCUUGUCCCACUUCUGUAGUAUUGUAGGUUAGCGUUGUAUCCAAGUCCCAUUUUUCAUCUGUGUUGUCAUUGCGGUGUCAUUUGUAUUGGGACUCCUUCUUUGUACCAAAACCAUUUUGGGCUUUCUUUGGCAUUAAAACACACAGAAAAUCUAUUGGCCCUUCAAAUCUCUAUUUUUGUAGUGACAACUAAAGCACUUAUUGAUGAAGACUGCGAAUAAGAACAUUCACAAAACAGCACUUUAAAUCAAGCUAUGACUUCCCUCAUUGCUAAUGAAAUGGCCACAAAUUUCAUAACUGCUUGAAAACAAAUCACACAGAAUAUUUGAGAUUUUAAGGAACAAAACCUGCUCAAAUGUGUAUCAGAAGAGCUGCAACACUGUCCCAGUAUGCCAAAAGGUUGAUUUUGUUCAUCUGGACGUUUUCAGUGGGAGAAACGUUUCAUCACUCAUCCAAGUGACUUCUUCAGUCUCAGCUGACUGCAGGUUUCCCAACCUUAUAAACAGUACAUUUGCAUAAUAACUAAAACUAGCACCACUGAUGAACAAUGGGCUGGGAGGUCAGUUCCUUCAUCAUUAAUAUGCAAAUUGUCAUGACCAUUGAUCAACAAAUACUGAUCAAUAACCAUGAGUACCAUUCACAGAGAGUUGGGGAAUGGCUGCAAUCACAGCAUUGUAAGAUGGUGACAGAUGUACCCUUAGGCCCCCUCCUCGAUUCAGAGAUGGUCUUUCCCUUUUCACGUAAAUGGCCUCCUUGACUCCGCGCUCAAACCAGCGUUCUUCCCUGUCCAGGAUGUGUACAUCCUCAUCAUUGAAAGAGUGUCCACUGGCCUGUAGGUGUAAAUAGACUGCAGAGUCCUGGCCUGACGAGGUAGCUCUUCUGUGUUGUGCCAUCCGCUUCACCAGAGGUUGUUUGGUUUCUCCGAUGUAUAAAUCCUGGCAAUCCUCCUGGCACUUAACAGCGUACACUAUGUUACUCUGUUUGUGUCGGGGGACCCGAUCCUUGGGGUGGACCAAUUUUUUGGCGCAGCGUGUUUUGGGGUUUCAAAGACAAAAAAACUCAAAUGUUCCGAUACUCCUGACACAUAAAGGGUUUUUGCAUAGGCAGCGGUUGUCCUUCUCUUUUUUUAUUUGUUUGUAUUUUAUUUGUAUUUUUUGUAUUUUCCUUCUGAUAUCUGUACCUGAGCUGAGGUAACGCAAACAUUUCCCCGUCGUGGGAUCAGUAAAGUCUUAUCUUAUCUUAUCUCUUAUCUUCUCUACUGGAUCGGCUGGAGCUUUCUUUAUGUGCCUUUCCAGCUUUGACAAAAGUCCAUCUGGGAUAACCACAUUUACUCAGGACCUUCUUGAUGUGCUGUUCUUCUGCCUCCCUGGCCGCUGUGUCAGUGGGGAUGGUGUUCGCUCUGUGUUGUAGCGUCCUGAUGACACCCAGUUUAUGCUCCAGUGGAUGAUGAGAGUCAAACUUUAAAUACUGAUCCUUAUGCGUAGGUUUACGGUACACUUCAGCUUUUAGAUGUUCCCCAUUACUGAUAUUCCCCAACUCUCUGUGAAUGGUACUCAUGGCUAUUAGUCAGUGGUCUCUGAUCAGUGGUUGUUAAUCAAUGCUCAUGACAAUUUGCAUAUUAAUGAUCAAGGUACUGACCUCCCAGCCUAUUGUUCAUCAGUGGGCUGGUUUCAGUCAUUGUGCAAAUGUACUGUUUAUAAGAUUUGGGGAAACCUGCAGUCAGCUGAGACUGAAGAAGUCACUUGGAUGAUGACGAAACGUUUCUCCCACUGAAAACGUCCAGAUGAACAAAAUCAACCUUUUGGGAUUUACUUACCUGGAUGAUUGAGCAUGCAUCAAGACUAUCCCAGCAUAUUCAAAACAAAAGAGAACUGUAAAAACGUAUAUGUUAAAACUACAAAAAAUGCUUAUAUGUAUAUCCUUUCAGUCAUAUUGUACAUUACUGCUUAUCUAUUUUCUUAUGACUGUGCAUUGUGUGUGGGUGCGUUCACAAUAGAUGUUUCUUUUAUCUCUCAGAUAACUGUUAUUGCUUCUUUAUCUUAUUUAAGUAAAACAAAGUAUGUUUCAUGUUAAUGUUCACAAUUACACUUACAUUUUUAUACUCUCUGUUCUAUUUAUAUUUCAGUUCUGCUGUGUAUCCCAUUCCUUAAAUGACCUUGUUCUGACAAGGGUUACAACCUUUUCUAAACUUGUGAUUUUUACCUUUUUCCUCCAUGCUGUAGUGAUUCUUUACUUCUGGUGGACUACUUUGUAUGGAUG
Pelmatolapia mariae (spotted tilapia) is the source of this 5453-nucleotide messenger RNA. RefSeq names its product phospholipid phosphatase-related protein type 5-like. The transcript has 6 exons. The record is from RefSeq and is a predicted model, not a curated record. Gene Ontology annotation, biological process: phospholipid dephosphorylation; signal transduction; phospholipid metabolic process. Bases 688 to 1617 code for a protein of 309 amino acids. Lineage: Eukaryota; Metazoa; Chordata; Actinopteri; Cichliformes; Cichlidae. Gene Ontology annotation, molecular function: phosphatidate phosphatase activity. Gene Ontology annotation, cellular component: plasma membrane.